Messenger RNA from Drosophila miranda, 13151 nucleotides. Its product is annotated as high affinity cGMP-specific 3',5'-cyclic phosphodiesterase 9A. The transcript has 10 exons. NCBI's taxonomy places the organism in Eukaryota, Metazoa, Arthropoda, Insecta, Diptera, Drosophilidae. Gene Ontology annotation, biological process: cGMP catabolic process. The coding region runs from base 1492 to 6174 and encodes 1560 amino acids. Gene Ontology annotation, molecular function: 3',5'-cyclic-GMP phosphodiesterase activity. The record is from RefSeq and is a predicted model, not a curated record.
AUAUAUCUAUUUACAUAUAUAUCAGUAUAUAUUAAUAAAUCUCUACGGUACAGUAAAAGAUUCUAAAAAUUUUCGUCGGGUGCAUUCGAUUUGAUUCGAGGAUUUAUCUAUUCCGUAUCGUAUUCUAUAUAACAGUAUUACACCACAGUGGGGAGCAGCAGCAGCGGUAAUGGUAGAGCAGUAAAAAAAAAAACUCUUUUGUUUGUUGAAUUUAAUUGAAAUUUCUCCAACUCGGAAUUUCUUUGCAAGCACCUGUUGCUACGUGCAUUUCUCAAGCGUUUUCUGUGCGUCUUUUGUGCGUUUUGGGUGGAUCCUGCGCGGCUUCUGAGCAGGCUAACGAGCGUUUUCUGUGCGUUUGCUGUGCGUUUAUUACUGUGGGGGAUUCGCGCGCGGGCAAUUCUACAUCGACGCGACUGCAUCAAGCGGAUGUCUGCAUCUUUGCUUGGAUCUAAUGCAUUUUUGUUUAAUUUUGUUUUUUUUUUUUAUUUUCGUGAGAGUGCAGAGUGCAACAACAAAUACCAACCAACAACAAAAUAAAGUGAGUGGUUGGGAGUUCAUUUUGAAUAAAAGUUAAUUUAAACAACAAAAGCAGCUACAGGAAAAUCAAAGCAGUGGCAGAGGAAAAGCAGAGGAUAGUUAGAUAUCAUCUAUGAUAAUUGACGAAAAAUAUUGUGCGGACUUUAAUACCCAAUAUAUCGUAAAUAAGAUUUGUUAGCGUCAAACGGAAUCGUUGCCAAACGGAAACGGAAGUGAAGCCACACCACAACCCCAACCACGCAAAACGCCCCACCGACCAGUGAGGGAAGACGGUAGACCAGAGGGAGAGGGAGUCAUCUGGAAGGGGAGGAGAAGCAUAUAACUGGCGAAGCAGACAAACAGUUGAAUAAUGCAAAUUAAAAUACAAUAAAAUGUAAAACACAACAGCAACAAGCUGGUGGAAAAUAGCAAGAAAAAGCACUAAAGUCACGCGAGUGAAGAGGGGAGAGUGAAGAGCGUGGAGAGUGGGUGGUGUUAGAGGUUGAAAUGCCCAAAAAUGCGUGUGGCGGCAACUUUUCCACUGAAUUGAUUUGAGCGGCGGCAACCAGUGCGUAUACGCGAUACGCGCUCUGUUCUGCGUUGCGUAUACGCGAUUUAAGACGGAGACGGCAAGCGAGAAUUUACAUAAUUUUGCUGCCGUGGCAUAAAAAACAUCAAAAACAAAUUGCAAGUAACAAAAGAAACGGCCAUAAAAUGGCGCCAGCCUUGUAAAAAUAUAGCAAACGGAAAAAAGCAAAGGAAAAUAGAAGGAGAGAUAUCCUUACUGCCCGCUCAAAAUUAAUUUAUGCAGCGGCAGCAGCAGUAGCAGCAAACACCAAAUCAAAUACAAAUACGGAAAAAAUAAUAGCAAUUAAAGCAGCGGACGAGGCCGCGAGAGGUGGGAGUACGCGCGAGUGAAUCGCGGGCCAAACGCAAGAGUCACAAAAGAAAAGGGUUCGCGAGGGUUGCCUAUAAAUGUACCAAGACAGCGGCUGCAGCAGCAGUAGCAGUCGACGUGGCAGCACCAGUGCAACAGCAGCAGCUGCAGCAGCACCAGGCGCUGCAACAGCAGGGGCUGCAACAGCAACAGGAACCAGCAGCAGCGACGAGGAAACCCUCGAGACACUCACAAUUAUAACCACAACCAUAACCGAGACCGAAAUCACUGCGGCUGCCACCACGGCAACGGCUACAGCGACAUCCACAACCACAACUGUUAUAGCCACAUCGACGGCAACGGCAACAACAGCCGCAACAUCAACAGUUGCAACCAGCGACAUCGACGACAGCAGCUUGGCGGAGAGUGAGAGCGACGAGUGCGAGUACAUUGAGAUCGAUUGCCAGACAGCUCAAGGAUCUUCGGGCAACUGCAGCACCAGCAGUGGCAGCGGCAAGGGUAAUGCCGUGCUGCAACGUGGCAACCAGCAGCAACUCCAGCAUCCACACUCGCACCAGCAACAGUCAGCCACCACGCUAGGCGCCGAUGUGCGGCUGCUGCGCAAGAUCGGCUAUAUAGCAUCUCGGGUCCGAGGCCUGUCCAAAUUCUACGGCGACUUCCACCUGGUCAAUCCGUACAGCGCUCGUCGCCAACGCCGCCAGCUGCAGGAUAUCCUGCUAAAGCACUCGAUCUUCGAUCCGGGCAAGGAGCGGGAGCGCGCCGUUCUUUUGGCAGCUGCCGCAGUGGCAGUUGGAGCAGCAGUCCAGCCAGCAGCACCACUUCCGGGUAACAGCAGCAGCAGUAGCAUCGAGGCGGCCAGCAGUCACAGUCACAGCCGGAGUCGCAGUCGCAGCAGCGACCUGGAGGAGGAGGAGGAGCCCGAAGAGGAGUCACCCAACGAGGAUCCGUUGGAGCAGCCUGACGACACGGAAGCAGCCACCAUACCAGCAGGAGCAUCAGGAGCAGCAGCCACAGCAACCACCACCACAACAACAACCACGACCACGACUGUUCGUCGCAAGUCCUCGAGCAGCUCGACGUUAAGCGGAGCGGCCGCCACCGUUUCCGGUUCCGUGUCCAUUUCGGCCUCCGCCUCGCAGUCGUUCACCUCUACCAGUACUCCCAUCAACCUGCUGGAGGAGCUACUUAUCCAGUUCUACGAGGACCAGGACCAGCACCGCUGCAAGCUGACCGUCAUUCGGCACCAGCGCGUCUGCAACUCCCCGGACACCACCAACAACAACUGCAAUAACAUUUACAACAAUAAUAAUAACAACAACAACAACAACAACACCACCACCACCACCGGCCUGGCCCUCACCAUGUCCACAUCCAUGUCGAACAUGCCAGUCACCAGCCCGGACAAUCAGCAGCAGCAGCAACUGCCCGGCAGCUCUACCAGCCAGGUGCCAGGGGCUGCCACAAGCACCGCCUCCUACUUGCAGCCCACCAGCCUGCCCGACGACAGCGAGAACCCCCGGCGGCGCCGCGCCAGCGAUUGCUCGGCGGUACAGGCGGCUCAAGCGGCGUUAUCGAAUCAACUGCACUGCAUUACGCUGAAGAACAAUAACUGCGCCACGGCGACGGGGAAGCUGCCCUUCCACCGCGGCAGCUGCGGCGCAGCCGGGGAGCACCUGCUCGCGGCCAACUCGAUCGCCAAUCGAGCCACCAUCAUUCUGAGUAAGUCCUGCAGCAAUGUGGACGGCGGUGGCACCGGCAUGGGCAUGGGCAUCGGUGUCGGUGUUGGAGUGGGCGUAGGCGUCACCAACCAAAUGCGUUCCAGUGCCACAAACAUCGAGUCGAAUACCCUGAACGGAGCCCAGGACGCCAUGGCCACCAUUGCCGCUGCGGCAGCCUCAAACAAUGGCAACGGCAACAACGAGUACAGCAUCCUUCAACUGAACAACACGAUCAUUCAAUGUCACUUCAACGAUGACGAUUUCCGCGCCCUGGUCAAGGAUCUCAAGCGCAAGGUCGAGUACACUGAGCGCAUGAAUUGGUUAUGUCUCUCCAAACGGCCAUUGGGACCGCCACAUCGUAAAAGCAGUCUACCAAAGCAUCAGGAGGUGAAGCGUCGUUUCCUGGAAAUUUGUGAUACCAAUUUCUCGGACGAAGUAAAGGCCGCCCUGCGCCUGCCCGCCUUCGAUUCGUACGAGUGGGGCGACGCCGAUGUCAUCCACCUGAUGCAGACCAUGUUCAUCGAGCUGGGAUUCAUUGAGAAGUUUAGCAUUCCUGCGGAGACGCUUCGCGAGUGGCUCUACGAGGUCUACAAGCACUAUAAUGAGGUUCCAUUCCACAAUUUUCGCCAUUGCUUCUGCGUUGCCCAAAUGAUGUACGCAAUUACUCGCCAAGCGAACCUGUUGAGCCGCCUUGGCGACCUCGAGUGUCUAAUCCUGCUGGUGUCCUGCAUCUGCCACGACCUCGAUCAUCCAGGCUACAACAACAUAUACCAGAUCAAUGCCCGCACCGAGCUGGCACUCAGAUAUAACGACAUCUCACCGCUGGAGAACCAUCACUGUUCGAUAGCAUUCCGUUUGCUGGAGCAUCCCGAGUGCAACAUAUUCAAGAACUUUGGCCGCGACACCUUCAACACCAUACGUGAGGGCAUAAUUCGCUGCAUCCUGGCCACCGACAUGGCCCGUCACAAUGAGAUCCUCACACAAUUCAUGGAGAUAACGCCCAUCUUCGACUACAGCAAUCGGGCCCACAUCAAUCUACUCUGCAUGAUUCUCAUCAAGGUGGCGGACAUUUCGAAUGAGGCCCGACCAAUGGACGUGGCCGAGCCGUGGCUGGAUCGCCUGUUGCAGGAGUUCUUUGCCCAGAGCGCCGCCGAGAAGUCGGAAGGAUUGCCGGUAACGCCAUUCAUGGACCCGGAUAAGGUAAGCAAGCCAGGAUCUCAGGUGCGCUUCAUCGGUCUCGUUCUGCUGCCCCUCUUCGAAGCUCUCGGUGAGCUGGUGCCAGAGCUCACGGAGCUCAUCAUCAUACCAGUGCGCAUUGCCCUGGAGUAUUACAGACGCCUAAACGAUGCCCAAACCAAGACGCGGAAGUCCGUUGCCGACAGUAACACUUCGGACAGCAACAGUGGCACUAUGGACUCCAACGCAGCCAUGGUGAGCACACCGGGAGCGUCAGGCGACAAGAUGAUCAUAGACAAAGGCCACGGCAGCACCCAGGGCGGAGGCGCCGGCGGUACCACUGGCAGCAUCUCCCCCCAAAUGCCACGCUCUGGAUCCGGUAUUAGUGUGAAAUCGCGGCGUAGCAUCCCCUCGCAGAAGUCCGCCUCACGCACCUCCGUUGAUGAGCCCGGGGGCAUGGCAGCCGAGCUGCACGAUCUGCCCGAGGGAAGCGAAAGCGGCGAUUCGGAGACGGCCACCGAGGUGGAUGUUGCCGAGAAGACCUCCAAGUUCAAAGUAGACACGGAGGGCAGCAGCAACCGGAGCAAGUCGUCGCACUCGAACUCGCGCAAGUCGUCGCGCGAGAAGCGCCCAUCGAUGAUCGGGGAGCUGUGCAGUAGCGGCGGGGGCCAGCGCAUACGCAACUCCUACGGCAACAUCCACGGCUAUCACACCAAUCGCUGUCACUUCGGCAACAAUAGGGCCGUGAGUCUCGACCAGUACAGCAGUGGCCACAGCCGGCGUCUGUCCGACGGUCUGCCCCAGGUGAUCUCCGAUAGCAACGUAUUCUACGGACGCCACCACCAACGCAGCGGCCCCGAGUCAGCUGGAGCUACAGCCACACAGCGUGGCCAAGAGGACACCAAUGCCAACACGAGUGCCGGAGCCGGAGGAGGAGCCAGAGCUGGCAACAAUAUCCAGCUGAAUGAACUGCUGGCCCGCACCGAAGCGGACUCAGAUGCGGAUGGCGAGAUCAGUGCCGCAGAGAUUCUGGCGUCGGCAGCAGCAGCAUCGUCACCGGCAAGUGUCCCCCUGUUGGCAGAUGUCGCGGCAAGCGCCUCCUCCAAUGGCAACGUGUCGCCCAGUGGACAGCAGCUGGAGCAGAUCGGGUUGGCCAGCAACGGCGGUAGCAGCAGUCGGGCCACGCCCAGUGCCAGCCAGGCCGGAGUCACCGCAGUGUCGAGUGUUGUCGCCAUGGCCGGCGGAGCGAUUGGCGGAGCCGGUGGCAGCUCCGGUGGCUCCGGCUCCGGUUCGUGGAAGUCGCGGCUGCGUCAGUUCUCAGACUACUUCAGCUUCAGCUUUGACAAGGGCAACAAGCGCUUUGGCAGCACCCGCAGCAGUCCCUGCCAUGGUCGGGCCAACAACAAUGGAACCGGACCCGCACUUAGUACCGGCGACAGCAGCAGCGCUUUGGAUGCGGCCAGAGGAGGAGGUUCAGGACUAGAAGCUGGUUCUGGGCCUGGAAUGAGUGGCGGUAAGCCGCCGUCCAUAUGCUGUACCAUUUCGAAUAGCCAGCAAGCGACCUCGGGCGGAGCUGGAGCUGUAGGUGGUGGAACGAUGCACCGUCAUCGGGCCUACAGCCUGGAUGUGCCCUGUAGCCGCGACCCGGGAGUGACACGCCACUCGUCCAACGACAGCAGCCGCCAGUCGUCUCGCCACGACGACAGCAACAACACGCUGCACAGUGCAGGCGGUGGAGCCGGCGAGGUCCCCGGUAUACGCAUCGCAUCCGUGGACGGGGUCGUGGUCAUUCCACCCAGCCUCAGCGUUGAACUGGAGCUUGGACUGGCCAGUGCCUCCUCUUCGGAGGUAGUGCCAAAGAUUUGACAACAGGGGAGCACCUACGACUCCAGCACCGAAAAGACAGCCACCAAUAUCUCGCUGUCCCACCCGGUGCCCAUCCUGGCCCUCCUCCCGCCGGAGGACAUCGAUGACGAUGAGGAUGCGGAAGAUCCGGAGCACCAGCUACAGCCGGACGCCGCCAGCAACUGCGAGGUCUCCGCCAUAUCCAUUACGGUAUGGUCAGCCAUCGGGCAGCGGCUCAACGCCCUCGUGUGCCAUUGCUGCGAGCGCAAGUUGCCGGAGCCCGAGAAUGUCUAAAUGACUUGCCCCCCAGAGGCACCCCCGCCCGUGACAGCAGCUGUUGGAAGGUUUGGCAGUCGACUGUUGUUUUAAUCGAUUUUUCCUCUCCUUGUUUUUUGUUUACCACUUAAGUAUUUUUUUAUUUAUGUACACCCACACAUACAUACACCCACACAAAUAUAUACUGCAUAUAUAUACCACAUUCAAUCGAUAACUGAUCCACAUCAACCCUAAAUAUGAUUGGCAUCUAGAGACUUCUUCUACCUUUUGGUUACCCGAAGAUCUAGUUAUAGAUCUACAGAAAAGUUUAUUCACAAAUGUCCGCUCAGACCGGCCGAUAAAUAUAGUAAUUGUAAGAAACAAAAAAUACCUCUUUUUAGAGAAUUUGUGAAGACGAAACUUUUUAUGGAUAUAUGUAUCUCUCGAUUAUAUGUAGGGCCAGUUCGGCGAAUUCGAAACAUUCAAAAACCUGAGGCAGUCCCGACUAUUGAUCGGCCCAAGUGCAAUCAAAAAGUAAUAUUAUUUCGAAAAAAGUGACGGAAAAGUGUGUGGCCAUUUCUUAAGAGUAUAGCCCCUAAUCAGAAAAUAGCAUACCUUUGUCGACAGCUUUGAAUUCGAACAGCCGAUCGCAAGCAAAAUCAAAAAAUAAAAUUAAUAUAAUGACAAAAGGAAAACCAACUCCCAGAUACCCUCAAGGCCACUUUUUUAAAUUAGUUUCAUCAGCCUUUUCUCGUUAAAAUUUCAAAGUAAUUGGAUCCGAGAAUUUCGCGUUACAUAUUGUCUUCGGCUUGUUCUUCUACUAUAGUCUCUGAGCCGGCCAUUUCCUGAGCAUUUUACCAUUUUACCAGAAGCCCGAAAUAGUCUGAGCCCAGAUGUUAGGCCCUGUGAAGAGUCGAACGCCAUGCCCUCCAAGUGGCUACCGAGGCGCACUGAUUGCCAGACAUCAGCGUGGGUCCCGGACCCAGACCCAGUCCCAGUUGCAGUUCCAAUCUCGUUUUCAUGCGAAAUUCACGAAUAAUUACGCAAAACAAAUUUUUUGCCAUUGCGAAUGCAGUGGGGCUUGGCCUUUCAUUCGGAGUUGCAAUCUGGCCAGCCAUAGUCCUUGGUACCAGGACCGACGUCUGCCUAAUUCCAUUUGUCAGUUGCGCGGUUCGAUGUUGCUUUUUCCUCCCCUAUUUCUGGUUGCUUUUUUGUUUUUGCAUCCCCCCAGUCCCAGCCGAGUCCCAAUCCUAUUCCCACUCCUGCAGUCCCUAGAAAGUCAUCAAGUUUUUGGCAGGAUGGCCGCAGGAGCGACUUUCAUGGUGAUACAAUUGGGUUUUUACAGCUGCCGAAGCUGGAGCCGAUUCUCAUGCUGGCUCUGAUGCAGUCCGGUGUUUAUGUUGUUGUUGCUGAUGACAGCACUCAAUUAGUGGGUGGAUAGUGAAUUGCAGUUACUACAUAGAAGAAGCAAUGUGUGAUUACAUUGACAUUUUCACGAUUUUGAUUAUUCACGAAAUUCGGUUGCAAUUUUCAGCUGCUGCUGUGGCGGGGGCUGGGGUCGGGUACUGGGUCCAUGGCGAGCCCCCCCGAAUAUCAAUUUGCGAGUUUCGAAUCUCCUCGGAACGAAUGAAACAAACUCUAUCCACAUAUCCAGCGAAUGGGGCAUAGGAGACCAGGACCUGUCAUUAUUGUCUAUGUAAAUUUCUGUAUGUAAUUAUGUUAAGUAUAGCUCUGCACAUACACACACCAGAACACACUAACUCGCAUUCACAGGAGGGCUCUGUAUGUGCGAACUGAUGAAAUGUGCUGCCUACUUUUCAGGGAAAACUUUGAGCGGCAAUGCCGAUACUUUGAUUCAAUUAUAAACCAGACAGCAUCGAGUUUCGAAUAAUCAAAUUAUGGAAUUCUAGAUGGAAUACAAUAUAUUGUACGAGUAAAUGGAAGACGGAAGUUAGAAGUUAGGAUUAGCCGAGCUGGCCCUUGGUACACAUUUAAACCGUAAAAGAUGUAUGUAUUUUUUUGGUCAAACUUAAGCUAAUGAGCAUUCAAUUGGCGACGGACCUGAAGAAGGCUUAGGUCGAAGCUACAGUUUAGCUUAAGUUACAGCUAAUACCAAAGUCAAUGGGUGUUUACUUGAUGUACAUUUAAGUGUCUAGCAAAUCGCAACCUUAUCGAGCAGAACAUAUUAACUAAUUGUGCAUUGUAAUUGCAGCCUCUGUGUAAUUUUUCCCUUUACAAAAAAUGUGUGUUGAAUUUGAUGUUAAUACUGAUAUUGAUGUUGAUGUUGAUGUUGACUCUGGUGUCUUAAGUGCAUGUGAAUAUUUGUUGCAGAGCAUAAGUCAUUGAAUAGUAUACAGUACGUAUGGUAUAGCCGCACAGGAUUGGUGGGAACAGUGGGUGGAACUCGCGAGUUCCGAUCGCUAUGCGGGUCUGCUAUACGCGUAGUUAGACUUUUGAGGACGGCUGUCUAGUCGUUGGAUUAACGAACGUAUUGAUGUAGGUACAUACAAUUAUCUUUACCAAGAUCAACCAAGAGAAUUUCGAUUCCUACAUGUACUCGUGUUUUGAUGUGUAUGGCUGUACCUAAAGCAAAUUAAAGUCUAGCGACCUACUCGUAUUCCAAAUUACAUAGCUAACACAUCAAAUUGAUUUGUUGCCUUAUACUAUUGUACUACUGAUUCUACUACCACUAUACGACCACUGCUGCGUUGCAGCUGUGUUGGUGAGCUUUCGAAGCCUCGGCCGUACGCACCGCCGCCGGACCUGAUUGAGACGUGUGCGUUUGAGUCGUUGCUCUCCGAGUCGCAGCAUUUUAUACUUAUAUUUACUCGUAUGGAUGCAUAUUGUUUAUGGCCCCAACUUCCCUACUUCCCUUGUUUUGAAUGAAAAAGAUAAAGACUAAAACUUGAAUUUAAACGAAAAUCAACAAAUGCAAAACAAACAACUUUCCAAAAAAACCAAAACAAAUAAAAUGUAAAAAAAAUAUAAAAAAUAUAUUUAUCUUAAAGAUACCACAACUACAAAUCAUACAAAAAGAAACUCUAGGUGUUUUACAAAUGUAUAAAAAAAAAUCAAAUGAUAACAAACCCAAAGGAAUAACCAAAUGUAAGCCAUUUUAAGUAUAAUUAAACUAGUUUAUACAUAACUUUUAAAGAAACAAAAACCCAAACCCAAACAUAUUUGCAGACCAAGCAAGAUCUUGGCAAAGAACAACGCGAGAGAAGGUCCUGAUUCGGCUGGCCGAACCAAAAUAUACCCCUGCAAUGAAUUAUAUUUCACAUGAGUAUUAGGGGAUAUUUUGUAGCCGUAUGUUACUGAUGGGCUUUUGGGCAUAUCCGUCAGAUCAGAUGACCACGACCACGUUUCUUUUGUGAAAGCUUCUUUCCUAAUCGAUCAUUUCUAGAAUAGCUAUAGAAUAUUACUGGCGGAGUCCAAUGAAAAGACCGCAGCAAGAUCUACACAGGAAUUAAUGAUGACACCCUUUGCAGGGGUAUUUUACAUCAUUUUCGGUGUUCAAGAAUACUCGUAUAUUAAGUGUACUUUCUGGCAGUCAAUUAAACGCUUUCCCUCUUCCGAAAGUUGGUAGAGAGCGAUGUGGCCCACAACUUAUGGAUCUGAUCUGAUCCGUGUAUCCGGGCCGGUAUAAUAAGUUCCAAAGGCAAAUGUUUGUGUGUACCUAUGACAUAUUUGAAUACUUAGACAAGGAUAUGAGCAAUUUGGACCAACUUGACUAAACUCACCCCCUAUGCCACUAAGCAAAAACAGAAAGCAGAUACAGAUACUCUUUACUCGUGCAUAUGUAUGCAUGCGUAGAUGUAACAGACGCACACACGAACACAGACAAACGGACACACACAGACAUAAUCUUUGUAACAGUAGGAGUAGCACUACAUAUCGCCUUAACUGCAAGUGCGUAGGUCUCUACAAAAAUGACCUGUCGUCAAAACGAGCAGAGAGCAACACAAACUAACUUAUUAAAGAGCAGAAAACAAGAAAACCGAGAAGAGAGGUGGCAUCUAUAAUACCAAACAGUAAAACAGAAAGACAAGAAAAUAAUGAAAUAAUGAAAUAGGGAGCUAUAUAACAAAAAAUGCAGCAAUGUUCCCAUUUUGACUUUCGUUUCCGUUCUGCGAUCUCACAUUCAUAUGCAUUUUUUUGUUAGUGCUAUUAUUUUCUAACGUAAACAUAUCGUCUGUCAACUGAACCAUACAAUAUAUACAUAUAUACAUGUACAUAUACAUAUAUGGCUCCAAUUUUAACAUUUGAACGAAUCAAAUCCGCUGAGUAAAAUAUAUACAAUUUCCGAUCUAAAAUUUAAGAUUUUCAUCUAUUUCCGAAUGUGCGAUUUGGCGAAGCAAAAUUCGGCUGAUUCGGGAGAAAGUGAAAAUGGGAACUUGCCUUUUGUCCAUACCAGAGCUGCAGAGAGGUAGACGGGGAUGAUGAUGGGUGCAAAGUGAUUAUUAGGCAUUAUUAUGGAUCUACAACGUAGAGCGUUCAAAUACACAUUGGAUCGACCUACAUAAAUACAUCUUACCCUUUAUAAUUUCCUACGUAACUUACAAUGCAGCUAAAGAGCAUACAAAAAACUAAAAAAUUCAAGAGAAAAAUUGCAAAACGGUUUCCAACAAUAAAACAUUCUUAAACACACACACACACACACACACUCAAAUUUUCUGAGUGCGUGGCUUUAUAGGAGCUUAAAUUUGUCCAAAUGCACCUUGGGCAUCCCCAUCCUCAAGCAAAGACAAACUCAAGGACACAGCCAAGUAGCUUCUCAACAAAUGUGCAAAGAGAGAAUUAUAAAGAUAGGGGAAUAGAGCGACGCUUCAAAGAGCCCCCUUAAAAAAGUGCUUCUCGCAGGAGAAGAGAAUUUAUAGAGAAUCACCUUAUCCGCUGAGCUGUCCCCUGUGUCAGCGUCAACCACCGAUAAUGGACCACACAAAUGCAUGAUCCACACCCGACGAUACCCCCCAAAUGUAUCCCUGACAUAGUGCUCUCCUCCAGACUCGAUAAAAAAUGUUUCAUACGAUUCCACUACUAAAACUAAAACUUUAACUUUAACUAAGUCUACUAAUAUGUGUAAUAGUGACCCUCCUGACAAAGCCUUUACUUCAAAAAACACACAACAAAAUACAAAGACUAACGUUUUAAUAUACAAACCCAAAAAUAAAGCUAAACAAACAAAAAAUAAAGUAAAACUUUAAAUUAAAUUUUAAGCAAGAAAAAAUAAACCAAACAAAAUUCAGCAACAGCACUCUUCGGCAGGCCGAAGCUUAGAUGCUCUCUCAACGACCGCAUAUGUACAAAUGUACACAAACUCACACUCACACAGCCGUAAAUAGAAAGCUACAUGUAUUAUAUAUAUAUGCCUGAUCUACUUGCUCUUCAGUGUACUAGAAACGGUUUUUUCUCCUCAUUCUGAAAGAGAAUCCAACACAGAAAACACGAGGCCUGGGAUACCCUUGCGAAAUGUAUGAUAUAUGUACGGAUGAAGUGAUACGAUAUCCAAACUCGAAGGCUAUUGAUGAUCAACGACCAAUUGGCGAUACAAUUUCUGCUUGGGUGUCCGUUCCUUGUAAUAUCGUAUAUGGCUUUUGCAGGGGUAUUACAACGCCAUAUACACUUUCAAGUUUUAUGUCAAUGAAUCUGAUCGAUAUAUACAUACAAUAUAUAUACUAUAUACAUAUACCGAAUAGAACUAUACAUACAUAUAUACAAAUAGCUAUAAAUUUUAAGAAAACGCAAACCAAUUCAGAGUGCAAGCACUCCUCCCAGACAAACCGUGCAGAAUCCGUGCAAAUCGAGAGGAAACUUCUUGCAACUCUGGUAAUUCUGGUAACUCUCUGGUAACACAUAAACAGUGGGGCAUAGAUCCAUGGAUCCCCUAACAGAAUUAUGAAAAAGAUACUUAAACAUUUUACCCGACUCUAUUGUGUUGUUUAAGCUACAAAAAAAGUAUAUAUUUAAAGGCAGAACAAAGAAUAAGUGUAAAUUAAUUAAAUAUGCAUGCAUGCAACGGCAACCUGGCCACCCUGUAACGUGUGCACUUGGCAACACAGCAAUCAGCAAUGCCCCUCCACUCCCCAAAGCCCCCAAAACCCUAAGAACUAUAUAUAUAUUAUAUUGAUAUUUUUCUGAUCGAAAGAAAAUAAUUCUGAGAAGACACCAAAGAGUAAAGAAAACCAGAGUAAAUUCUAUGUAUACAAUGAAAAAAUCCAAGCCUAUACCUAUACAUAUAUGUACAUAUACAUAUAUACAUAAAUACAUACAUGGAUGUAUUAUAAAACUCUUGGCACACUGGAAUCGCGGGGGAACGGAACCCCCCUGAAACUCAAAUCAAAUCACACACCCCACAUCCAUGCCCAAAAUAAGCGAUAGGGAAGCCACAGGAAAACUAAAAUACAUUCUAUGAAACUUUUCCCAAAAUGCAUUUAAGUGGCACACAAAUAUUUAAAUGAGAUCAAUGAAAGCAACUUGUAUUUAACAAUUAAGCUAUGUCCAACUCAGAUAAUGGCGCUCACACACAGAUACAGACAGAAUUACAGAGAAACGGACAGCCGGUACACACUGCAUACGAAUACGAACGAACCUAUGAGACAAACAUAUACAUACAUUAACGAGGACAGAAACACUCUCCCUCUCACACACACAAGUAUUUUUGUGUAAACGUUUAGAAACAGAAAAUAUGAAACUAAUGAAUGAAUAUGAAAUACAUUGAAUAAAAUAAUUUCCAAACUACUUAU